Auanema sp. JU1783 is the source of this 270-nucleotide messenger RNA. The record is from the annotation of a GenBank genome assembly. Lineage: Eukaryota; Metazoa; Nematoda; Chromadorea; Rhabditida; Rhabditidae.
AUGAAAUGGUUUAUAAUGCUCGUCGUCAUCCCUUUGAUGGUCUAUGCUUUGGGGGAUACUGCCUAUGAUGAUGACACAAUUGAAGAUGAAGUUAUAGAACAUCACGAAUGUGCUGCGAAUGAAGUUUGGAUGGAGUGUUCGUCGUCUGAAGACGAAUGUGGCAAACCUCCAAAGGCUCGUAUUCGACCAUGCCAGCCUGGUCGCUGCCAGUGUCCAUCUCACAAAGGAUUCAAAAGGAACGAAAAGGGAGAUUGUAUCGAAUGUACAUAG